AUGCUCGUCUUGCGUCGCCACUCGCAGCUCCUCCAGCGCGUCUCUGACCGUUCGACCCGUGCGGGACGUCUCUACGCUCGACCCUGUGUCACAAACUCCCUCGUGCGGCUACCGCUACAGCCUCUUCUUCGCAACCCUUUCGAAGCGAUGGGCGCCAAGCGCUCGCUGUUUAACAUGGCACAGCGCCGGAAACAUAAGCAGCUCAAGGGUCUUGAACAAGCGGCCAAUGCCAACCCCGAAGAUGCGUACGCACAACUGCGUCUGUUGCAGGAGCUCAACCGGAACGACUACCCGGCGCUGGUCGUGCGUCGAGUGGAAGAGAACCGCUUUGCGCUGGACGACGCGGUGCAGAAGGAGUACAUCAAGGCGCUGGUCAAGACUGGUCGACUCGAUACUGUCGACCUGCCGCAAUUGGUCCAGCCGGCUGAAGCUGCUGGGUCGAGUGCGGUCCGAUAUCUCCCGGCAAGCUCAGCCGUGGGCCGUGGAGUUCAGGGCUUGUCGUCCCAUGACCCGGUCUACGUGUCCAUGGUCGAAGGCAGCUUCAAGAGCAACAUGUGGAAAACGCUGAGGACACUUGGCGUGGCGUUUCUUGUUGUGUCGGCGCUAGGAGCGAUGCUGGACGAGAAAGUGGGCAAGAUCGGCUCGGCAUCUAAAGUCAUGGGCCCUACAGGCAGUGACAAGCGCUUCAGCGAUGUGAAGGGAGCUACCGAGGCCAAGCAAGAGCUGGAGGAGAUUGUGCAGUUUCUGCGAGACCCCGCUCGCUUCACGCGCCUCGGCGGCAAUCUGCCUAAGGGCGUGCUACUCACGGGUCCACCUGGUACAGGCAAGACGCUGCUGGCUCGUGCUAUUGCGGGCGAGGCCGGUGUACCGUUCUUUUACUCGUCCGGAUCUGAGUUUGAGGAGAUGUACGUGGGUGUUGGUGCGCGUCGCGUGAGGGACCUGUUCGAGUCGGCCAAAAGGAAAGCACCAUGCAUCAUCUUCAUUGACGAGAUCGACGCUAUCGGUGGGACGCGUAAACUGAAGGAACAACAGGCCAUGAAGAUGACGCUCAACCAACUGCUGGUCGAGCUGGACGGAUUCGACCAGAACAAGGGCAUCAUUGUGAUCGGUGCCACGAACUUCCCGGACGUGCUGGACAAUGCGCUGAUCCGACCGGGUCGAUUUGACCGGCACGUGACGGUGGAUCUACCUGACGUGGCAGGUCGCAAGGAGAUCCUCGAGUUUUAUGGAGGCAAAGUUCCUCUUGCCGAGGAUGUCGACCUGGAUGUGCUAGCGCGUGCAACACCUGGCAUGUCCGGUGCCGAGCUCUCGAACCUAGUGAACGAGGCUGCGCUGCGCGCAUCGAUGAAGAGCGCCGAUGUCGUGGAUAUGAACGCGUUUGAGUACGCAAAGGACAAGAUUCUUAUGGGCGCCGAGCGUCGAUCCGCUGUGAUUACGCCCGAGUCGGCGAAGCUCACUGCUUACCACGAAGGUGGUCACGCGCUGGUCGCGAUCAACACUCCGGGUGCACACCCUGUUUACAAGGCGACUAUCAUGCCGCGAGGACAGGCAUUGGGCAUGGUUGCCCAGUUACCUGAUGGUGACCAGACGUCGAUAUCGCGGAAACAGAUGUUGGCGCGGCUGGAUGUGUGCAUGGGUGGUCGUGUGGCAGAGGAGCUGACGUUUGGCGAGGGUGAGAUCACGGGUGGCGCGUCGUCUGACAUCCAGCAAGCUACGAACGUCGCUCGUGCCAUGGUGACGAAGUACGGCAUGAGUGAGAACGUGGGGUUGGUGUUUCACGACCUGCGUGGCAACGAUACCAGUGCUACGACUCGCAAGAUUAUCGAUGACGAGGUGAAGAAGUUGUGCGACGCGUCGUACAAGCGUGCGAAAGACAUUCUCGUGAGCAAGCGUCUCGACUUGGAGAAGUUGGCGAAUGCGCUGCUAGAGUACGAGACACUAUCGGGCGCUGAGAUUGACAAGGUACUCAAGGGCGAAACGCUGGAGCGCAAGCCUAUUGAGUAG
Hyaloperonospora brassicae is the source of this 2004-nucleotide messenger RNA. The record is from the annotation of a GenBank genome assembly. NCBI's taxonomy places the organism in Eukaryota, Oomycota, Peronosporomycetes, Peronosporales, Peronosporaceae.